AUGUCUGGUCGCGGCAAACAAGGGGGCAAAGCUCGUGCCAAGGCUAAGACUCGCUCUUCUCGUGCAGGUUUGCAGUUCCCCGUGGGCCGAGUGCACCGCCUGCUCCGCAAAGGCAACUACUCCGAGCGCGUUGGGGCCGGCGCGCCGGUGUAUCUCGCGGCGGUGCUUGAGUACCUGACCGCCGAGAUCCUGGAGUUGGCGGGCAAUGCGGCCCGUGACAACAAGAAGACCCGCAUUAUCCCGCGCCACCUGCAAUUGGCUAUCCGCAACGACGAAGAGCUUAAUAAACUUUUGGGGCGUGUGACCAUCGCGCAGGGUGGCGUUCUGCCGAAUAUUCAGGCAGUGCUGCUGCCCAAGAAGACUGAGAGCCAUCAUAAGGCCAAGGGAAAGUGAAGUGUUAACGCUUCAUACACUGCUGUUUUUCUGUCAGCAGACGAAAUCAGGCUAACAACAAAGGCUCUUUUCAGAGCCACCUACGACUUCCAUUAAAGGAGCUGUUGUGCUUUAGAUUAUGCCGCCCAUAAAGAUGUUUUUAACGUGUUUUUAAUGGUUUCGAGUGUGGCACUUUUAGUAAUUUGUCCUGCAGAAAUUAGAUCCAUAGAAGCCCCAGGAACUCUAGGUAUGUGGGAGAAGUGCCAUGCAGCACGAAAAACAUGUUUACAGGGGUGAUUCAUGUUAAAUUUCACACACGGUAGUUACUGCAUUUUAGAGGAAAGAAAUUACACCCGUAAGUGCAUUCCUAGCUAUUUUUAAUGGAAGUGUUAAAACCCGCCUACCCCACACGUUAAAACAGUUUGAAAAUGUCAUACCAUUUGCUGUAGCAAUUGAUGGCAUACACAAUUGAGAGCAUAUUACCACUGAACAUUUGAGUAUGUAUUUCCCAAAAUAAGGAGCUUUUUUCCAGUUUGGGUAUGUUUUGCUUUGUUUUGAGGUGGAGUCUGCCUCUGUAGCCCAAGCUGGAGUGCAGCGGCGUGAUAACAGCUUACUGUAACCUCGAACUCGGGCUCAAGCGAUCCUCUUGACAGCCUUCCGAGUAGCUGGGAUUACAGGCGAGAGCCGCCACGCCCGGCCAAGAGCAUUUUUCCAAUUGCCCACACUUCUUAUGCCACGCCCAGGAAAAUGUCAUUUUAAAUAAAGCGCAUAUGCAAAUUUCCCUAAUCGUCUCCGAUAUGCUCUGAUUUCUUUUUUAUAUUUUAACUAGAAACAAUUGGAGGUUUCCGCGUUGUUUUGUGUGGUUGUAAAUUUUAAGACUUUAGGAAGCUUUUCCAGUACAAGACUUGUCCACAGCGGAUAUAGCAGCUAAGGGGUUAACAAAAUGACGUCAGAGUAGCUACGGUAAUGGGCAGGAGCCCCUCUCAAUCUGCAACCAGGCACAGAGAUGGACCAAUCCAAGAAGGGCGCGGGGAUUUUUGAAUUUUCUUGGAUCCAAUAGUUGGUGGUCUGACUCUAUAAAAGAAGAGUAGCUGUUUCUUCUCCACAGACGUCUCUGCAGGCAGGCUUUUCUGUUUGUUUGCUAUGGCUCGUACUAAACAGACAGCUCGCAAGUCCACCGGCGGUAAAGCGCCGCGCAAGCAGCUGGCUACCAAGGCUGCUCGCAAGAGCGCGCCGGCUACCGGCGGCGUGAAAAAGCCUCACCGCUACCGCCCGGGCACUGUGGCUCUGCGCGAGAUCCGCCGCUACCAGAAGUCGACCGAGCUGCUGAUCCGGAAGCUGCCGUUCCAGCGUCUAGUGCGAGAAAUCGCCCAGGACUUCAAGACCGAUCUUCGCUUC
Molecule: messenger RNA, 1770 nt
Organism: Symphalangus syndactylus (siamang)
Lineage: Eukaryota; Metazoa; Chordata; Mammalia; Primates; Hylobatidae
Gene: H2AC4
Product: H2A clustered histone 4
Cellular component (GO): nucleosome
Molecular function (GO): protein heterodimerization activity; DNA binding; structural constituent of chromatin
Source: RefSeq, a predicted model, not a curated record